Molecule: messenger RNA, 975 nt
Organism: Gryllus bimaculatus (two-spotted cricket)
Lineage: Eukaryota; Metazoa; Arthropoda; Insecta; Orthoptera; Gryllidae
Source: the annotation of a GenBank genome assembly
AUGAGUGUUGUUGGUCGUGCGCAGGACGACGAGCUGUACGAGGGCUGCGAGGACGCACCUGUCCGGACAGUCGCCGGAGGAGUGGUGCUGAGGCGCCGGCGGGGCGGCGCGCGGCGCUGCGGGCCGGACGCGUCGUGUCCGCGGGCGCCUCGUGCGCGUGCCAGCGACGACCGCCCUCGGCGCGGCCGGGGCGGCGGCGGCGGGGGCGGAGGAGGCGGAGGGGCCGGGGACGGCGGGCGCGCCGUGGGGAGGCGUGGGGUCGAGCGCUGCUACUGGCGGCGGCGCGGCAGGCAGCCUGCCACGCGCACCUUCGACGCGCGCCCCGCGCUGCCGGCUCAGCUGGCUCGCCGACGACGAGCACGCCAACGCCAACGCCAACCGCCGCCUCAGGGGAUAAGUGUCAUUGAGAUUAUGGGCCCCGGGAGCUCGUCGGGCGGCGCGGCGCGGAGCUGGCGCGCGCCGUCCGUGGUGGUGAGCGACUACUCGGACGACGUGCCCGCGUGCUUCGCCAGCUUCGCCUGCGACGAGGACGCGGCCGCCGCCGCCGCCUCCGCCUCGGACGACGCCUCUGCCUCCACCUGCGCCACGAGCGUGUGUGCGCUGCGCACGCCCGAGCGCAAGGCCAGCGACUGCUCCACCUGCUCCACGCUGAGCGGCGCCGACGACGACCGCCCCGCUGACGCGCUGCUGCAGCCGCUGCGCUCCUGCAGGACCAAGCUAGAUCAAGCGAGUGGCGCGCUGGCAUCUGAUAGCGGCGCCGCCGUGACGACGCGCCGUCCCAGUGACGCGUCGCCCGAUCGCCUGACCCCUGAUAGGCGCAGCCCCGCCGCCGCGGCGCGUCCGCCUCCGUUCCGCCUCCGCGCCGUCCGACCCAGCACGAACCUUCGUCUGCCCAUGCUAGGGACUAAAGACAUAUCGCUGACGGAUUUUUCCAAACAUCCUUCUCCUUGGUUGUAUAGAACAUUGAUUGUUUAG